UCGGGCACUUCCUCUCAGCAGAGUGGCCAGAACUGGGAGCUACUUCAGUUCACUUUAUCCACCGGUCUGUGCCACAAACAGGGACUUCGCUGUGAAUCUACGGCCUCAUCAUGGAUUACUGGAGUGCCUUGGAGGUGUACUGGGAGAUGGUGCUGCUGUAUUUGGAGGAGGCACGUCGACAGGUGAACUCCGGCUGCAGUGAACUGGAGCCCUGGCAGAUCAUUGGAGCAACCGUCAUCACAACAAUAGGAGCCGUGUGGGUCAAAGGAUUCCUCUUCCAACAAGAAAGUCUAACGUCUCGAAUCAAGAAGCAAUGUUUUCGCCUCAUCAGAAAAAUACCAUUUGUCGGCAGUGCUAUCCAGAGUCAGUUGAACAAGGCGCUGGAUGACAUGUCAGAGAGUCUGUGCACACUUAAAGAGGGGAUGAGCUACACGCAGCAGCUGCCCUCUAAAGGCCUGUCCCAAAACCAGGUCCUGGACAAAAUCAAAGAAUACCAGACUCUGAAUGAGGUGCAGUGGGAGAAAGGCUGUGUGUCUGGGGCUGUUUACUGGGGCGACGAAACAUUAACCAAACUCCUCGUCAAGGUUUAUGGGGAUUUUGCGUGGAGUAACCCGCUGCACCCGGACAUCUUCCCGGGUGUUAGAAAGAUGGAGGCUGAAGUAGUGAGAAUGUCAUGCUCUCUGUUUCAUGGUGGACCCAGUUCCUGCGGCGCGGUGACCUCAGGGGGAACAGAGAGUAUACUGAUGGCCUGUAAAGCGUACAGAGACAUGGCCUAUGAACGAGGAGUCAAAUAUCCUGAAAUACUUGCACCUGUGAGCGUGCACGCAGCCUUCGACAAAGCAGCUCACUAUUUUGGGAUGAAGCUCGUUCACAUCCCCCUGGACAAGAAAACCAUGAAAGUCGAUGUGAAAGCCAUGAAACGAGCCAUCAACAAAAACACAGCGAUGCUUGUGUGCUCCGCUCCACAGUUUCCUCACGGCAUCAUCGACCCCGUAGAGGAAGUGGCCAAGCUGGCGGUGAGGUAUAGUCUGCCUCUGCAUGUGGACGCCUGUUUGGGAGGAUUUCUCAUCGUUUUUAUGGAAAAAGCUGGUUUCCCACUUGCACCUUUUGACUUCAGGGUGAAAGGUGUGACUAGUAUCUCUGCUGACACACACAAGUAUGGAUACGCCCCCAAAGGCUCCUCUGUGAUCCUGUACAGUGAUAAGAAGUACCGGCAGUACCAGUACUUCGUCGCCCCCGACUGGCAGGGAGGAAUCUAUGCCUCCCCCUCCAUCGCGGGGUCCAGGCCUGGAGGAAUCAUCGCCGCCUGUUGGGCCACGAUGAUGCACAUGGGCGAGAGUGGAUACGUCGACGCCACAAGGAAAAUCAUCACCACAGCUCGCAAAAUUACAAAAGAAAUCCGUAAGAUAAAGGGUGUGUUCGUGUUUGGAAAUCCAGAGGUGUCCGUGGUGGCUAUAGGUUCCGAUGUUUUCGAUAUUUUCCGUUUAUCAAAUGCACUGACGUCAAAGGGCUGGAACCUGAACACGCUCCAAUACCCAUCCAGUAUCCACAUUUGCUGCACAGUCCUGCACACUCAGCCUGGAGUCGCAGAUCACUUUGUUAAAGAUGUGAGAGAGGCAGUCGCUGUGAUCAUGAAGAACCCCAAUGAGAAGACCACAGGACUGGGAGCGAUAUACGGCAUGGCCCAGUCGAUUCCAGACCGGUCGAUGGUCACGGAAAUCUCUCGUGGUUUUCUGGACUGUCUCUACAGCACUGAGGUCCCAAAAACCAGCACUAGCCACAUGAACGGGAACGGGAAAGCCCACUGAAAACCCAAAUGUGAGCCACGAUUUGGGCUUUGAUCCACUGCAAACAGGGAAACCACGCUCGCCUUCCCCUGCUCUGAUGCCUUAUCUGAACUGAAAACAUCUGUAGACAAGCACAACCCAUCCACAGCCACGUUUUAAUUAUUACUCUGCAAAAACUGAAUAUCUUGAGUUAAAAAUCACAAUUAUUAUGUGCAAAAUACUUCAUAUUGUUUGAAAGAAAAUAUUUUUAUCAUUGUGGUAUCCAAUUCAGUAUUUAGUAUCUGGCUUUUUUUCCUUAGACACUACUUUUGACUGGUUUCAUUAGAUUUCUUUGUGAUUUUUUUAGACCCGUGAACGGCAGAGUCCUCAUAGGGCCCAUUACAUAAUAAAACUAGUGCUGCUGAUGCAUUGCUUUAAAAAUACUAAAUGGAUUUAAACAGCACGUUUUCAGGAGCCUGUGAUCAAUACGAUUGUUCAAGGUCCAGUUUAGGUUUUGAUUUUCGGCUAAGGUAAGAGUGACUGACUGAAAAACUGUAAUUUUAUAUGUGAGAAACUUGUUUAACAGCAUAAAUGUGCUCACCUGUUGCAGUUUCAGUCAAGUCAUUCUUGCUGGUGAGACUGUGUUAAAACAAAGCUCACAUUAAAGUCUAAUUUGAUUAACAAAGCUUCAGACAGCAGUGACAACUGUUAUCUUCACAACCCUGGGAAUCAGCUGCAAAUGAUCAAUAAUGAAUAUUUUUCUUAAGACGGUUUGAAACACUACCCUUAUUCAUCAGCUGGUUUCACUUCAUAGAAAGCGUCUGACCUCACAGUGUUAGAAUUCAUUCGCUCAACAGUAGGCGGGUACUUUUUUUAUUUAACCAGUCGCUGCUAUUUGGUCAUGACGUGUGUAAUGUGCUACUAACGGGGCUAACUGGUAUAUUAAGCUUUUCCCAAAUCCCGUAGGAAGAAGAGUAAUAUCGUCUUUCCCCUUUACAAAAUUCAGAAUGUAUGACUCUUCGCUGAUUGGCUGGUGCCCGAACUCACACUUUUGGGGGUUUUGCAAAUCGUCUAGUGUAUUUUUGAUUACUGACCUAGUUGCUGGAGAGAAAUGAAAUGGAGUGGAGGCACAAAGUGGCACCAGCCUGGCUCUUGAAACACAUUCAAACCAGUCAAAAUUAUUAAAUGUCCUAAAAUUUGGUCAUUAUAAAGUACAAUUAUUUAAUAUACACUUUUUAAAACUCAAGAUAUGUAGUUUUUUCUAAGUUUUAAAGAGAUUCACUUUUUCACUUUCACAAAUGAAUACUUUUAAGUUCUGUAACACAUAUUUUAAUUAAUAAUAAUGUGUUUUUUUGUUUGUUUUAAAACUCAAUUUCCAUGUAAACAUUUUCUCUGCUGAUUGCAUUGCUCAACCGUUCACUUUUUUAUGUCAUAACAUUUCAACAAACCACUGAAUCUUAAUACAAAUUGCUAUGCUGCCCUCUAGCUGUAGCCUUCUGCAAUGCAACUAUUAGGGCUUUGAUAAUGAAAGCAAUAUCUGAAAAAAAUAGCAUUAGUCUGUUGAAGCACUGCGAUGCCCUCGUCGAACAUAUCAGGUUCAUCUGCAAAUAACUUGAAAUUUCAUUGUCUUUUCAAAGCAUGAGCAUGUUUGUUUGGCACUUAGGAAAAAUUACAGUUGAAAAAUGUUUGUCUACAUUUGAAACAUGUAGAAGAAAAGAUUCAAAAAUGGGAGAUAUUAGUUUUAUUUUUAGUUUGAUGUCUCUAUUUGAGUUGUCCUUGUACCACUAAUCUCCUCUAACCCACAACCGUUUAUAUCAGAUACCUAAAUAAUUACCUGACCUAUCUGAGCUGUCAAUAACAUGGUUAACGUAAUUUAUUUUAAUGUUUAUCUUUAAGCCAAUGGGAAUAAGCACUGCGUCCCAACUUCAGAAACCACUGUCAGUUGAAUUAACUAAAUACAUUUAUUAACACUGAAAUAACUACGACGUCAAAACUUUAGGGUUGCUGCAGCUGCCUGUUGGGACUUUUUCCCAUCAAACGGUUAAAAGUUUUAUCUUUAUCUUUAACAUCCAAGCAAGUUAUGUUAAACAAGUGCAUUUAUUUUACUAAUGCCUUGAAAAUAAUGCAAAUCUCUAGUGUAAAAGAGACAAAAGCAGUGAAAAGCAGUGAGUUAAUUUGCCAAAACAAGUGUCAUGAAAAAAACAAAUGUCGAAUGCUCACAGUUUAGUCUGUUUAGCACUAUAUUUGCUCCUCUGACUAUAUUGUUAUCAAAAAGAUAUCUGUUUUUGCAAAUUAACUCAUAUAAUAUAUAAACACUACGCAUCAAGAGUUUGGACACACACUCUUAUUCAGUGUUUUUUAUUUUUACUACUUUCUACAGAUUAUAUACAUACAGAAGACAUCAAAUAUAUGAAGUAAAAUGGAAUUAUGUAGCGAAGAAAAGCUGAAUAACUCUUCUAGAUAUAUUUUAGAGUCAAAUCCUCAAAUUAGUCACCCUUUGUUUCAUCUUAAUUGUAUAUAUGUUGCUUCAUAUAUGUGAAGUUUGUAUCUAAAAUGUAGAAAGUAGUAUAAAUAAAUUAAAAAAAACACUGAAUGAAAGAUCCAAACUUUUUCCUGGUAGUGUUCAGACCUCCAGUAGUUGGGCGCAGCUGUAGUGGCGUGAGUGUCUUUAGACAUUAGAGAUUUUGUAACUUGAGGGCUAGAGGAAGCCAAAGCUUGAUUCACAAAAACAUUCAUUUUUAAGUUUGAUAUGUAAUCCAUGAUGACUGUUGGGACUAAUACUGUUUUAACAUAGAGCUAAAACACACUUUUAUAUCUUGUUUGUCUUUUAAUUCAAUCUACCUCAGUUUCUACGCAAUUCAAAUUUAACCCAUUACUAACCCACAUAGAUUUUUUUUUUUCUAUCAUGGACUGUACAACAUUGGGGCAUUUGUUUGAUACUGAUAAUGAGCGGUUUCACUGUGUUCUCAUCCACAGACUGAUGCAUUCAAGUCCUGUCUGUAAUUUUGAUAUUUUCAUAAUUUUGUUGUUGUUUGCUUUUGUGUAUCCCCUGAAUUAAUUUAUGUUUGUGCAAUAUGUAACUUUUCCAACAAGGAUUGCUCUACUUUUUGGAGAGAAAUAAGAUGGUUUUCUGUUAUCUAACCAUUUAUGUGACCACUGGGAGUUUUGUGUUUUGAGAGAUUAGUUGAAUGUAUUUUCAUCAUAUUUAAAUAUAUUCAGGUUUGCGUAACAUUGUCAGUGCCUGGUUAGACAUUUUUAACUAAUAAUUAGUUCAUACAAACUGUGCCCACGGUUUGGGUCAUGAAACUAAGCAAAAACAUUUUUAUCUUGAGUCAUGCUUGAAAGAAAUGUGUGUCAAUUCAAUGGCAAAAUCAUUUUUUAAAUAAAACCUUUAAUGCUAA
Molecule: messenger RNA, 5167 nt
Organism: Boleophthalmus pectinirostris (great blue-spotted mudskipper)
Lineage: Eukaryota; Metazoa; Chordata; Actinopteri; Gobiiformes; Gobiidae
Gene: sgpl1
Product: sphingosine-1-phosphate lyase 1
Biological process (GO): carboxylic acid metabolic process; sphingolipid catabolic process
Cellular component (GO): endoplasmic reticulum
Molecular function (GO): sphinganine-1-phosphate aldolase activity; pyridoxal phosphate binding
Source: RefSeq, a predicted model, not a curated record